Molecule: messenger RNA, 619 nt
Organism: Camellia sinensis
Lineage: Eukaryota; Viridiplantae; Streptophyta; Magnoliopsida; Ericales; Theaceae
Source: RefSeq, a predicted model, not a curated record
AUGGCAAAAAUCAGGGCAGUGCUUGACCAAGAAACUUGGGUUGAAGUACACGUGGCUGAGGAAUUUCAGGCCAUCGUCAGUUUUGUGUUUUGUUCUGAGCCUUUAACUACUGGGCAUACAGAUGACGCUCAAGCUCAGAGCAACAAUGCUAACAAUAAUGAACGCGGGAAUGCUUCCACUAAAACACUCAAGUUCGCGGGUGUUCAUUAUCACAUGGUAAACCGUGGCUUAAUUUUGCUGAAGAUGUUGUCAGAGUACAUUGAUAUUAAUAAUAAUUUGUCAGCACUGUCUUCAGAAGUUGUGCAUCGUGUUGUUGAAAUCUUGAAGUUUUUCAAUACAAGGACUUGUCAGCUUGUUCUUGGUACCGGUGCCUUGCAGGUGGCCGGUUUGAAAUCCGUUACUUCUAAGCACUUGGCAUUGGCAAGUCAGGUUAUCAGUUUUAUGGAUGGUAUUAUUCCUGGUAGGUGACGAGACAUAAAAAUUCUGCCAUUGCCAUAGAGUUGUUUCGUGUAGUCUUAUGUGAAUGUUUGUAAAUAUGCUAUCACAAUAUACUCACUUAACUACUUUUAAGUUUUAACAUUAAAUACGGUUCAUCCAUGCGACAAGUUACAGAUUUUAU